AAAACCAGGCAUCGCUACUCACUCUGGUAGGCGUGAGACGAGGCUAGGUUUCAGUGCCUCACUUGAUUCUACAUCCGCAAGCACACAAACACAAUUGGCAGAGAGGAGCAUGCCUCAUUCGGUGCUUUGAAGUUAUGGAGUUGGACAACGCGGCCGAACUGGGGAGCUACAAUGAGCUCCCUCCUGAGAGGGUUGGCCGCAGGCGCAGUAUGCCGGGCAGCGCUCUGGACAAGUGCCCCUCCAUAGAGCCAUCCAUCUCCACCCCCUUCAAAGUCACGGGCUUCCUGAGUCGCAGACUGAAGGGUUCCAUCAAACGCACCAAGAGCCAACCCAAGCUGGACCGCAACAGCAGCUUCAGAAACAUCCUGCCGGGCUUCAAAACCACGGACAAUGACAGAUCCCAUCUAAUGCCUAGGCUGAAGGAAUCACGGUCUCAUGAGUCGUUGUUCAGCCCCAGCAGUGGAGUAGAAGCUUUGGAUCUCAGCAUGGAGGACGAGGUGUUGAUCAAACCGGUGCACAGCAGCAUCCUGGGCCAGGACUACUGCUUCGAGGUGACCACUUCCACUGGAACAAAAUGCUUUUCGUGUCGGUCAUCCGCCGAGAGGGACAAAUGGAUGGAGAACUUAAGGAGAGCUGUAAAUCCAAACAAGGACAACAGUCGGCGUGUGGAGAACCUGCUGAAAUUGUGGAUUAUUGAGGCCAAGGACCUUCCAGCCAAGAAAAGGUACUUCUGUGAGUUGUGUCUGGACGACACGCUUUACGCACGGACUACCUGCAAACUCAAGACAGACAAUGUGUUCUGGGGAGAGCACUUUGAGUUCAACAACUUACCCGCCAUCAAAAGUGUCACCGUCCACCUGUACAAGGAGACUGAUAAAAAGAAAAAGAAGGACAAGAACAGCUAUGUGGGCCUGGUCAUCAUUCCCACCGGCGCCGUCACGGGACGCCAGUUCGUGGAGAAGUGGUACUCUGUGAGCACGCCCAACCCGAGCAAAGGGAAAACUCCCGGACCUAUGAUUCGGCUCAAGUCGCGGUACCAGAGCAUGAGCAUCCUGCCUAUGGAGUCCUAUAAGGAGUUUGCGGAGUACAUUACCAAUAACUACAUGCUGAUGUGCUCCAUCAUGGAGCCUGGCCUCAGUGUGAAGAACAAGGAGGAGAUGGCCAGUGCCCUGGUGCACAUCCUACAGAGCACCGGCAAGGCUAAGGACUUCCUGACGGACCUGAUGAUGUCAGAAGUGGAUCGCUGUGGGGAGAACGAACACCUGAUCUUCAGGGAGAACACGCUGGCCACCAAAGCCAUCGAGGAGUACCUCAAACUGGUGGGGCAGAAGUACCUGCAAGACGCACUAGGCGAGUUCAUCAAAGCCCUGUACGAAUCAGACGAGAACUGUGAGGUGGACCCGGGUAAGUGUUCCUCGGGAGACCUCCCUGAGCACCAGAGCAACCUGAAGAUGUGCUGUGAACUGGCCUUCUGCAAGAUCAUCGACUCCUACCGUGUUUUUCCACGGGAGCUGAAAGAGGUGUUUGCCUCGUGGAGGCAGGAGUGCAGCAGUCGGGGCCGGCCGGACAUCAGCGAGCGGCUUAUCAGCGCCUCCCUGUUCCUGCGCUUCCUGUGUCCGGCCGUCAUGUCCCCGUCGCUUUUCAACCUUAUGCAGGAGUACCCAGAUGACCGCACCGCGCGAACCCUCACCCUCAUCGCCAAGGUCACACAGAACCUCGCCAACUUCACCAAGUUUGGUAACAAGGAGGAGUACAUGUCCUUUAUGAACCACUUCCUGGAGCACGAGUGGACCAACAUGCAGCGCUUCCUGCUGGAGAUCUCCAACCCAGAGACCAUCUCCAACACGGCAGGGUUCGAGGGUUACAUCGACCUGGGCCGCGAGCUCUCCACCUUGCACUCCCUGCUGGCCGAGGCAGUCUCUCAGCUGGACCAGAGCACAGCCUCUAAGCUGGGUCCACUGGCACGUAUCCUGCGGGACGUGAACUCAGCACUGACCAAUCCGUCUGGGGUCCAGGUGUCUACCCCCACAGAGCGUAUGGGCUCCCCCCCCCUUCCCCUCCCCCUGGCAGGCUGCAGCCUCUCCACCGGCCUGCCUAUCCACAAGAUGGUCAUGGACAGUGAGCUUUCUGGGCUGGUUGAUUUUACGAGGCUACCGUCGCCAACCCCAGAGAACAAGGACCUAUUCUUUGUGACGAGGAACUCUGGCAUCCAGCAGUCUCCAGCCAGAAGCUCCAGCUACUCGGAGGCCAACGAGGCUGAGGUGCAGCUCCCCAACGGCAGCAAGAGUCUAUCAAUGGUGGACCUGCAAGAUAGCCGCAGCCCGGAGAGUACCCCUGUCCCCCGCCCUGCCUCCCCCAGCGACAUGCUCCUCAAUGAAUGCCAGUCCCCCGUCGCCCCUGGGCCGGGGGGCUGGGCCGCCCGCACGCCUCAGGGCAUUAUCCCCGGACCCACCCUCAGGAGAAUGGUUCAGACCCCCACCAACCCUAGCACAGAAAGCAGCACCCUAGGUCCAGGGAGGCCCUCCCAGCUCCUGGCCCCGCUUUCAUUCCAGAACCCUGUUUACCAGAUGGCCACGGGCAUGACCAUGUCCCCGCGGGGUCCCCUGGCCGAUUCAGGCUCCGAGGGCCACAGCUCUCACAGCUCUCAGGGCAACAACACAGAGGAUGCCCCCAAGCACCAGGGCGUAUUCCUCACCCAGGGGGUUGCAGUCGGGAGCGGGGGAGGCAGCAGCAGUGAGGAGUUUGCGCGGCGCUCAGGGGAGUUCACGACCCGCCGCCAGCUGUCCCUCAUGGAACCGAGGCAGAACAGCUCUGGUCCCCAGCGCAGGAUAGACCAGCCCCCUCCGCCCGUCACCAGGGGCAGGACGCCGCCACACAUGCUCCAGGCGGCCUACCCUGGGCCGCGGCCCUCCAGCGGCAGCAUGAUGUCAUCAUCUCCCGACUGGGGGCCCAGUGGCGGCACCCGGUUGAGACAGCAGUCGUCCUCAUCCAAAGGGGACAGUCCUGAGACCAAGCAGCACACCCUGCAUAAAGCCCCCUCCCCUGUGAACCCCAAUGCUCUGGACCGCACUGCUGCCUGGCUGUUGAAUAUGAAUGUGCAGUAUUUAGACCACGAGGGAGUUGACCCAGAUACCAAGCACAGGGAAGACCUUCGAAGCAAAGAGGAGCUCACUCAAACCGAAAAGUACCAGCAGGAGAUCGCCAUCCUGCAGGACAAGCUGCGUCUGUCAGCCAAGAAGCUGGAGGAGUAUGAGUGUCACCUGAAGGGCCAGGACGAGCAGACCCAGACGAUGCUGCUGGAGUACCAGGCCCGCCUGGAGGACACAGAGGAGCGCCUGCGCCGGCAGCAGGACGACAAGGAGCUCCAGAUGAAGAGCAUCAUCACCAGGCUGAUGUCUGUUGAGGAGGAACUGAAGAAAGAUCAUUCGGAUAUGCAAUCGAUAGUGGACUCAAAACAGAAGAUCAUUGAAGCCCAGGAGAAACGCAUCGCCUCUCUGGACUCGGCCAACACCCGCUUGAUGAGCGCUCUGACCCAGUUGAAGGAGCGCUACAGCAUGCAGACGCGCAACGGCAUCUCCCCCACCAACCCCAGCAAACUCCAGAUCACUGAGAACGGAGAGUUCAGGAACAGCAGCAACUGCUAGGGACGGGGGAGAGGGCCUCGCCAAUAACCUCGCCAACUCAAUAACACUUGGGCUAGGGGAGAGACGAGGGCCACACCCAGUCACUCUCUGGAGAAACAUGUUCAUACUGAACAAAUCCAUUAUUUUCAAUGGAUGAGGUCAUGAUGACAUGAGGAGUAGACUGACUGAAGCUGUUGCUGAACAACAUAAAGGAAUUAAUCAGAUUGACUUUAGAGAAAGUUAUAACGACACCUGGCUGCAUGACAUCCCAAACUCUCUAACCCGUACAUGAAACAACAUUGUAACAGAUAAGAUGGGAAUAGGUUGCACUGUUAUCUUGGGAAAGAGCCCGUUUUGAAGUGAUUUGAACCAUUUAUAAGCUUCCGAAUGUUUCCACAUUUCUCACGUACGCGUUUGCGUAUAAGUUUCAGUCACCGCGUUGAAAUAGCACGGGUUGCUAAAAGAGGACGCUCCUUUAUGGAUCCUACACAUUUUUAGAGCUUGUCCCCGACAUGUCCCUCUGACCUACAGUAUACAGUACUAACUUACUCAUCCCGUUUCUUCUGGCAACAGUACAACACAAGUGUAUACAGUGGGGCAAAAAAAGUAUUUAGUUGUGCAAGUUCUCCCACUUAAAAAGAUGAGAGAGGCCUGUAAUUUUCAUCAUAGGUACGUACACUUCAACUAUGACAGACAUAAUGAGAAUAA
Molecule: messenger RNA, 4331 nt
Organism: Oncorhynchus gorbuscha (pink salmon)
Lineage: Eukaryota; Metazoa; Chordata; Actinopteri; Salmoniformes; Salmonidae
Product: disabled homolog 2-interacting protein-like
Exons: 16
Coding region: 135-3644 (1169 amino acids)
Biological process (GO): regulation of GTPase activity
Source: RefSeq, a predicted model, not a curated record